Molecule: messenger RNA, 1608 nt
Organism: Brettanomyces bruxellensis
Lineage: Eukaryota; Fungi; Ascomycota; Pichiomycetes; Pichiales; Pichiaceae
Exons: 1
Coding region: 1-1608 (535 amino acids)
Biological process (GO): transmembrane transport
Cellular component (GO): plasma membrane
Molecular function (GO): transmembrane transporter activity
Source: RefSeq, a predicted model, not a curated record
AUGACUGAACUCAAAUCGGACUCCCCCGAGCACACAUUCGAGGAGUUAUCACAGGCGAAUUCUACAACAAGUGAUGAAAAGAUAAAUAAUGCCAGGAAUUCUAGUUCGGCAGAUGAAUACUCUAAAGCGAUACUAUCUGAAUCUACCAAAGAUGAUGAAAGAAGUGUUCUCGCUUUGAGCGAUGAUGAAAAGGACAAGGAAAUUGAGAAGAUGGCUACGGAAAUGGGUAUAAAUCAUAAGAAGUUGAUGAUGAAGAUUGAUUUUUAUGUUGUCCCACCAUUUAUUUUGCUUUAUUUCUUGGCAUUUCUUGACAGAGUGAAUAUCUCAAAUGCAAAGGUGUAUGGUAUGGAGGAUGAAUUAGGUCUUCACGGCAAUCAGUUCAACACCGCCUUGACAAUUUUCUUUGUGCCAUAUGUUUUCUUCGAGGUUCUUUCGAACUAUCUCAUGAAGAUCGUGAGUCCACAUCUAUGGCUUGGAACAAUGAUAUUUCUAUUUGGUAUUGCUGGUAUGUGUCAGGCUUUCAUCAAAAAUUACAGCGGCUUGAUCGCAUGCAGAUUCUUCUUGGGUGUCUUCGAAAGUGGUAGUUUUCCCGCUUUGUUCUACCUCCUUUCCUCUUAUUACUGUAAGCGAGAGUCGCAAAGAAGAUUCUCAUUCUUUUUCAGUUGUACUUGUCUAGCAGGUGGAUGUGCUGGUGCCAUUGCAUUUAGAAUUCACGACUUAGAUGGUGUCAGAGGAUACUCUUCGUGGCAAUGGAUUUUCCUUAUCGAGGGUGCUAUAACUGCAUUUCUGGCCAUAUUCCUUUACUUUGCCAUUGCAGACUUCCCAGAGCAAGCCCGUUUCCUCAAUGACAAUGAACGUAAAUUUUUGAAACGGAAACUUGAAUAUGAUGCUGGUAAGUCCGCAUUUGAAGUGAAUAUGAACUGGAGAGACAUUUUGGGAUUUUAUAAACUUCCUCAGGCUUAUUUAACCGCACUUUGCUACUUCGCCUUAGUGAUUCCUUCAUAUGGUUAUGCCUAUUUUGCCCCAACAAUUAUAAAAUACUUGGGAUACACUUCAUGGAGCGCCAACGAACAUUCAAUAUAUCCAUGGAUUCUUGCCUGGGGAUUCACUUGUAUUCUGUCGAUUGCUUCGGAUAAAGCCAGACUUAGAUUACCAUUUGCUCUAUUUUCAUGCAUCAUAGCUAUCGUUGGUUUUGCGAUGGUAAUGGCAUCCGAAGACUACAAAGUUAAGUAUGCUGGAUGCUUCUUAGCGGUUACUGGCUUAUACUCUGCUAUGCCCGCUGUUGUUUGCCUUUUUUCUUUGAACUUUGCAGGUCACAGAAAUAAAUCCGUUGGAACAUCCACAAUUGUCGGCUUUGGUAACAUUGGUGGUAUCAUCUCACCAUGGUUGUUCCCUAAUACCGAUGCUCCAAAUUAUCAUACUGGUAUGGUUGUUUCCAUCUUCUUUGUUGCAUUAUCGUUUGUUGUUACAUGCGUUUACACGUUAUAUACUGUGCGCAUGAACAAAUUAAAACAGACUCCUGACUAUCGUGAGAAGUGGGCACUAAAGGAUGAGAGAACUAAGCUAAUAGACGGUGAUCUCAAUCCCGAUUUCAAGUAUAUGUACUAA